Rubroshorea leprosula is the source of this 1248-nucleotide messenger RNA. The record is from the annotation of a GenBank genome assembly. Lineage: Eukaryota; Viridiplantae; Streptophyta; Magnoliopsida; Malvales; Dipterocarpaceae.
GAGUUGGAGUGUUAUACUCCUCUCCACUUUCGGUUCUGCUCUCCAUCUUCUUCUCGAUUUUCUCUCCACUUCAUUUUGAAAAAACCAACAAAAUGCAGGCGCAGUUGUUAAUGAUAGUUCAUCAUAAGAACCUGGUUUCUCUGGUGGGAUACUGCGAUGAAGAUGACAACAAAGCUUUGGUCUAUGAAUACAUGGCUAAUGGAAACUUAAGACAGCAUUUAUCAGAUGGAAACCAAAACAUUUUGAGCUGGAUUGAAAGACUUCAAAUUUCUGUAGAUGCUGCACAUGGAUUGGAGUAUCUGCAUAAUGGUUGUAGGCCACCGAUAGUCCAUAGAGAUUUGAAAACCUCCAACAUCUUAUUGACUGAAAACAUGCAAGCCAAGAUAGCUGACUUUGGAUUAUCUAGAGCUUUUUCAACAGAAUUUGCUUCCCAUAUAUCAACUUGCCCUGCAGGAACACCUGGAUACCUAGACCCUGAAUUUCACUCAUCGGGAGUCAUUAACAAGAAAAGUGAUGUCUAUAGCUUUGGAAUAGUUCUCCUAGAGCUGGUUUGUGGUCAACCUGUUAUAACAAGAGGUGAAGAGUGCAUUCACAUAAUUGAGUGGAUUAAUCCUUUGAUUGAAAGAGGGGAUAUUCGAAGGAUCAUUGAUCCAAGGUUACAAGGUGAAUUCAACAUCAAUGCAGCCUGGAAAGUAGUGGAGAUAGCAAUGUCAUGUGUGUUGCCAAUUGGAAUCAAGAGGCCGGACAUGAGUCGUGUACUAUCAGAACUUAAGGAGUGUUUGGAUUUAGAAAUGGGUUCCAAAGAAACUCAAACAACAGAGAACCAGAUAUUCGCUAAUUCAUUUGAAAUCACUCCUCUUGCUAGGUAAUUCAAUAGGCAAUGAUUCGUGGAUUUGUGGAUGUAAAUCCCUCUUGUUGUUUAAGGCUAUAAACUUCUAUUAGUUUUGAGAUGAAGUCUUUUAAGUUACUUUCUUAGCAGUUAUGUCUUCUAUGUAUUUUGCAAACCAUGUUAGUGGUGUUACGCAGUUUGUAUUGUAGUUUCUUAACUUCUCUUUAUUUUAGCGACUGCCUUGUCCAAGAAGAAAGGGUUGUUUGAAAAGCGAGAAACUGGAUGUAAAGGAAGAAAAGGUUGUAGUUUCUGCUUUUUCUUAGGAUCUGGAUGUAUGUUCAAUGCUGGUUUGCUGAGUAAUAUCAUAACUCAGUUCAUGUACUUCAUUUUCAAGCUGAACCCUUGAGUUUAUGUUCAUU